Leptopilina boulardi is the source of this 5142-nucleotide messenger RNA. It is a transcript of the gene Moe, whose product is annotated as moesin/ezrin/radixin homolog 1. Gene Ontology annotation, biological process: regulation of organelle assembly; regulation of cell shape; positive regulation of protein localization to early endosome. Bases 241 to 2145 code for a protein of 634 amino acids. The transcript has 12 exons. Gene Ontology annotation, molecular function: cell adhesion molecule binding; actin binding. Gene Ontology annotation, cellular component: plasma membrane; cytoskeleton; filopodium. NCBI's taxonomy places the organism in Eukaryota, Metazoa, Arthropoda, Insecta, Hymenoptera, Figitidae. The record is from RefSeq and is a predicted model, not a curated record.
CUUGGCCCAUUGUUCGACCUCGUCUAGACCGGCAAACUAAACCGAUCAGGCCCCGGAUAUACGUGCUCCAAAACGGUUACUUCAAAUAUAAAACCCAUCUUCCCAAGUCUCUCUCAAGUGUUCGCGAAAUCUCAUCUCUCUCUCUCACACACAAGGGAAAUUAUAUUAAAUCAAGUUUCUUUUUUAUCUCUGUAUUUAUUGUCCUUGGCAUUUCAAUUGAAUUUGAAUUUCUCUUAAACCAUGGUUGCCGGUACGAAAAUGAUAAACGUGAGGGUGACGACUAUGGAUGCCGAGCUGGAGUUUGCGAUCCAGCCGGCGACCACGGGCAAGCAGCUUUUUGACCAAGUUGUCAAGACCAUUGGACUCAGGGAAGUUUGGUUCUUUGGUCUUCAAUAUACGGAUGUUAAAGGCGACCUUACCUGGAUUAAACUUUACAAGAAGCCUGAAAGUAUGAUAGCAAGAAUGGUGAAAAAGGAAGUGAAAAAGAAAGUUCGAAAGUUGAAAGGCUACUCUGAUUCCGAUACUGAUGACGACGAAUAUGAUGGCAGUUUGGCUGGACUUUCAUUCUUGUCUAGGGUGGUUCCAUUCAAGCAUCGCAAAUUCAGCAAUGUGAUCAAUCAAGAAGUGAAAAAGGAGAAUCCACUUCAAUUCAAAUUUCGUGCCAAAUUCUAUCCCGAGGAUGUUUCCGAGGAACUCAUCCAGGAUAUAACUUUGCGCCUUUUCUAUCUUCAGGUGAAAAAUUCCAUCCUCACUGACGAUAUUUAUUGUCCACCCGAGACGUCUGUUCUUCUCGCUUCUUAUGCAGUGCAAGCAAGAUACAAUGAUUACAAUAAGGCAUUCCAUACAAUAGGUUUCUUGUCAAAUGACCGUCUGCUUCCGCAGCGUGUCAUGGACCAACAUAAAAUGAGUAAAGAAGAAUGGGAAACCUCUAUUACUAAUUGGUGGCAGGAACACCGUGGUAUGAUUCGCGAAGAUGCGAUGAUGGAAUACUUGAAAAUUGCUCAAGAUUUGGAAAUGUAUGGCGUCAAUUACUUCGAGAUUCGUAAUAAAAAGGAAACUGAACUCUGGUUAGGAGUUGACGCAUUGGGUUUGAAUAUCUAUGAGAAAAAUGACAAACUCACUCCAAAAAUUGGUUUUCCCUGGUCGGAAAUAAGAAAUAUUUCAUUCCAUGACAAAAAAUUCAUGAUCAAACCAAUUGACAAAAAGGCACCGGACUUUGUUUUCCUAGCACCACGUGUCAAGAUCAAUAAAAGGAUUUUGUCUCUUUGCAUGGGAAAUCAUGAACUCUAUAUGCGUCGACGUAAACCCGAUACCAUUGACGUUCAACAGAUGAAAGCUCAAGCGAAAGAGGAGAAGAUAGCACGUGAGAAGCAAAGAGAAAAACUUCAACUCGAAAUUGCAGCCCGAGAACGCGCUGAGAAAAAACAACAGGAAUAUGAAGAGAGGCUGAGGAAUAUGGCCGAGGAAAUUCAAAGGCGAAAUGCCGAAUUAACUGAAGCGCAAGAAAUGAUUCGUCGUCUCGAAGAGCAAUUGCGACAAUUGCAAGCUGCUAAAGAAGAAUUGGAAGAUCGUCAAAAGGAACUGACUGUAAUGAUGGAGAAAUUGGAGCGUUCGAAUGAAAUGGAAGCCGCCGAGCGAGCCAAACUUGAACAAGAGAUUAGAGACAAACAAGAGGAGGUCCAUCGCAUUCAAUCCGAAGUAGAAGUGAAGGAUGCUGAGGCUAGAAGGUUACAGGAAGAGGUUGAGGCCGCCAGAUUGCGACAAGAGGAAGCUGACAAAGCUUUCCAGGCGAAAGCAACAACACCUCUUCAUCAUCACGUUCAAGAAAACGAAGAAGAGGGUGAGGAGGAAGAGGGCGAAUACGAAGGAAGACACAGAGAUGUGACAAAAGACCUCAUCACCGAUGAGUCGAUAAUUGAUCCAGUUGAGGAGAGACGUACUCUCGAAGAAAGAAGUGAACGUCUUCAUUGUCAAUUGAAGGCAUUGAAACACGAUCUCGCUCAAUCACGUGACGAAACAAAAGAGACGGUGAUGGACAAAAUUCACAGAGAAAACGUUCGCCAAGGUCGUGACAAGUACAAAACUUUGCGCGAAAUUCGCAAAGGAAACACCAAGCGUCGUGUUGAUCAAUUCGAGAACAUGUAAAUUUUUAAAUUUUUAUUUCCUAUUUUUUUCCAAAAAAAAAAAAAAAAAACUACUAAGCAACACUUUAUCAUCCGAGACAAAUAUUGACCCGAUCGCAUGCAUGCAGUUUCUACGAUAGCAUUUUUUUUUUGUUUUAAUGGUCUAAACAAACAUCUCCAUUCUCGACAAUGAUUCUAUUUAUUUGUCGAAGCAUCGAGCGAAUAUAAAAUUCAGUCUUCCACAUUAAUCCAAGGAAGGAGAAGCAGCAAUAUUUUUGCGAAAAACAAAAUUACAGACACUUGGAAAAAUAUUUUUAUCACAUUUUUUCCGAGACUUUUGAACGACAAUCGCUGAUGUUAAAUUUUAUCGGUGAAAUCACUUUAGAUUUGUUUUUUUGUGUUUUUUUUUUUCUAUAACGAAACGUGUUCCUGAAGGUGUGCCAGUAUUCUCGAAAAGUAUUCUUUUUGCGAACUUUUCCUUGAUUACGUCCAGCAACACGAUUUGCACUGCCUGUUGGUUUUUUUUAUGGGUUUUUUUUGUUUGUUUAAAUAACAAAUCUUUAUUAGCUACUUUUACAGACUUUGUACGUAUUGUUGUAUGUACGUAGAGAAGAAGAUGGAAUCAAGAGGGAAAUUUUUGCGAAUAUAGAAUUAUAGAAUCGAGAUUUCUACUGGAGGCAAUCGAUUUUGUAACAAAGUGAUAUUCAAUAUCAAAAGAAAGGAUUUUUAUAUAUAUAUAGAUCAAUAUAUAAUAAUUGAGAAAAAUGCCUCGUAGGAUUUUUUCUUGCAUGGUGAAAUCUCAAGUUCAGUGGGAAUGCGAGAAAUAUAUUUGAAAAGUUAAAGAAAGACGAAGAAUUUUGAAAAAAAAGAAAUCUAGAGAAAAAAUUUUGGAAAUAUAGAAUCUGAAAAAAAAGAAACAAGAGUUUUAGAAAAAUACUCUUAAAAUAGAGACAAAUUUUUGGGAAAAAUUGAAACGCUAAUGAGAAAAUUUCCACUAUACGCGAGCUCACCAUGUCCUGUUUUUACAUUAUUAGCACGUUCGGAAUACGAUUUACUAAUUAGUGAUUUUAUAUCGAUCACACUCGUGGCCUUUAUUGAUUAUACAUAUUAGUACUAGUUACUUAUAUGUACGAUAGAAAAAAAAGAGAGAAAGAGAGAGAAUGUAUGUUUGCAUAUGUGAGAGCGCAAAGAAUUUUCAAGAGAAAAUAAAAAAAAGAAUGAAUGGAAGAAAACGACGUGGCGGUUUGGUACUCUGUGUGCUAUUUUUUUUAACAGAAUAAACGGCUCGUCAUUAAAAAAAAAAAGAAAUCAUUUUUAACACAAAAAAACUACUGCGAAUCUUUAAAGGAAAAGUAGUUUAUUUUUUGAAUCGAAUUAUUUCAAAAAAUUUACAAUUCUGAAUAAAAAAAUGUACCAACUAAGCGUUUUAUAAAUGCUGCCAAUUGUCAUUUCUUCAUGAAAUACAAGCGAUCAAUGAAAUUCAAAUGACAUCCGAAUUGAUCAGAAUUAAAAAAAAAAAAAAAAAAAUUGUCCGAAUGUCCGUCGAUAAUUAUUAUUCAUCAAUUGUAGUAUUAUCAAAACCACCACUCGUUACAAUCGUGAACAAGAAAUUUAAAAAAGCAUUAUCAAAUGAAAUAACGAUAGAUAUUUUUUCAUUAUAUUUAAUAGUAAUAUUUACAAAUUAGUAGUCUUAUUAUUAUUAUUAUAUUAUUAUUAUUAUAUUAUUAUAUUAUUAUUAUAUUAAUAUUAAUGUUUACAGUUUAGCAGUGUUAUUGAAAUACUAUUAAAUGUCAACUAUGGUCGUUUCAUUUUUCUACAAAUUAAUGUAGAAAUUUAAAUCGACAAAAAAAAGGAAACUUUUUUUAAAAAAUCUUUUGAACUGUUCCGCAAAGUGUUUUUUUUUUCUUUUUUUUUAACAGGAAAACAAAACAAAUAUUUUUUCUACCGUCGUCUUGAAAGUUUAAAACUAUUAACAAAAAAAAAUUGAAAAUAAAACAUUCCAGACGAACUCUACUGUGAAUUGUUUAUCUUUGCUACGACUAUACAAAAAAGAGGAAUUUUUUUAUAUAGAAAAUAGAUUGAUAUAUUAUAUAUUGGAAGCAAAACAGCGAAAUUUUUGAUAAAAAAAGAAAAAAUUUUUUUUCCGAACGGUACUUAAGUAAUUCAUCGAAUUAAAGUUUAUAUGCGUCCAAAUACAAAACUCGUCUUCUUAAAUAGUAUAUAUAUAUAAAUAGUGCGGACAUAGAAAAUUGCAAUGCAAUAUCGUACUACGUGUAAAUAAACAUUGAUCGAACGCCUAACAUUUUUCCAAAUAUGAUGAAUUAUUUUUAUCUAAAAAACAAAAUAAUUACUAUAUUUAUAAAUGAAAAAUGUAAUUUUAAAAACUGAAUUUUUACAACGUUUGUCACUGCUGUGCAAAAAAAAAAAAAAAUUAGAUUUUUUAUUCUCCUAUUAAGGUAGUUUAGAUGCGACAAUCUCUGUUAAAAGUUAAUUUUGAGAUUUUAAAGAUAUAUUUUUUCUUUUUAUAAAUCGGUAUGAAAAAGAAAAAUUGAUUUUUUUACAUAAAAAUAUUAAACUAAAGAACUUUAAACUCUUCAAUAAAAUUUUUAGUUUUAACUUUUGACAGUGAUUGUCGUGAGUUAACCACCAUAGCAAAAAAAAUUCUCCAAUUUUUCAUUUUUUGAAAAAAGUGAAGAAACUUUUUUUACAUAUUGAAAUACGUUUCAAUGGGAGAGAAAGUCAAUAUAUAUUUAAACGGCCAUAAAUGAAAGUUUUGAUUUUUCUUUUAUUCAAUAUUUUAACUGUUGUUUUACGAUAAUUCGUAUAUUAAUAAAGUUAUUAUAUUGUUGGGAUAAAAGAAAAUUCACGCACGCUGGUGAAAAUAACAAAAAAAAAAAAAAAAAAGACGGAAGACACUGUAAAUUAAAAGAAAAAUGUUGGUGCGAGGAUAUAUAUGAAAAUUAUACUUGUACUUUGCUGGAAAGGCUAGAGAUUGUUUAAAUAAAACUAAUACCGCAUA